Moneuplotes crassus is the source of this 890-nucleotide messenger RNA. The record is from the annotation of a GenBank genome assembly. Lineage: Eukaryota; Ciliophora; Spirotrichea; Euplotida; Euplotidae.
UUGAAAACAAUAACUAAUUUAGGUAAUACAAUGAGCAAGCAUCAGCCUUGUUCUAUCUGAUAUCAGAACAAUACACACUGGCAACACUCUUGUAAGAGCUAUGUAUGUAGCAGUUGCAUCCAGAUCUGGGUUAUCACAAGGAUAACCUCAGAUAAACUCGCUUCAAUGGAGCCGAUACCUUGCCUCCAGCAGAAAUGUAAUGAGUCUAUCUUUUUCUCAGAAAUGCAAGAAUGCCUUUCUCCUGAACAAAUGGACAAAGUAUACAAGGCUUAUAACGAUAAUUACAUAUCGCUAAGCAUGGAUAUUGUGAGAUGACCAAACCCAGGAUGCUCUUUUGCAGGGGUAAUGCCACCAAACAAGUGUAUUGAUCCCUUUGAGUGCCCUGAUUGAGGAUAUACAUGGAGAGAUCAUGGACAAUUAUCAAAUUCAGAACUUGCCUCAAGAUCUUUCUACGGGCUGUUUAACUAUAAUCCUGAGUCUUUCAACUACCUAAACAAACUUAUUUACAACAAAGCGUGUCCUAGUUGAGGAAUGGCUAUAGAGAAACUAGAAGGUUGCUCCCAUAUGAUGUGUCAACAAUGAAGAUACGAGUUCUGUUGGGAUUGCCUAGGCCAUUUCGCCGGAUACAUGCAUGAAAAAGGACAAAUCUGUUGGCUGAGAAAAUAUCUCCUGAGAACCCUAACCUUAAUCCCCAUUCUGUUGCUAAUUUUCCAUUGGUUGCUAUCCUAUUCACUCCCAGAGCCACAAAUCGGUGUCUAACCCCUAAAAUAACACCUAAAUUUUGUAACUUAAAACAACCUACCCUCACCUUUCCCUACUCCUCCUAAAUUUCCCAUUUCCCCCACACAGAACCCUCUCUGACCCCUCUCAGACUCCAUUUCUGAUAUUUU